UAGUACAAAAAUGUCGGCAGCUGUUUGAACCAGCGGCACGCCACCUGACAUGGUCAGGUAUCAGUCAGCGAUUGAACACAACAAGACGUUGUAGAACAUUUCAAGUGAUGCAUAACGGUUCCGUGCUAUGGCUUUCUUACGUUUAUAACAAGUUGAAAGCUGUAUUUUCGAUUAGUACAAUUUAAGCUAACAGUCGAUAACGAACGAGCAGCUAGCACGACAGCUAACGGCAACGUCACCAGAACGGAACGAAAAUAAGAGUUUUCACCCAAACUCCAGUCAGAACGCCUGUUAGUCGACGAAGUAACACCAGCCUUAGCACAAUGAACGUCGCAAAAAGUGGUUAUCGUGUUUUCUCGGCAAACUCCUCCGUAGCAUGUACAGAGCUGGCCAAGAAGAUAACAGAGCGACUUGGAGUUGAGUUGGGAAAGUCUGUUGUCUUUCAAGAGUCUAAUAGUGAGACAAGGGUGGAUGUUAAAGAAUCUGUUCGUGGACAAACGAUCUUCAUCAUCCAGACCAUACCAAGAGAUGUCAACACAGCAAUCAUGGAGCUACUGGUCAUGGCCUACGCCCUGAAGACCUCUUGUGCAAAGAACAUCAUUGGGGUGAUCCCGUACUUCCCCUACAGCAAACAGUGCAAGAUGAGAAAAAGGGGCUCCAUAGUAUGUAAGCUGUUAGCGUCCAUGUUGGCUAAAGCAGGGCUAACACACAUCAUCACCAUGGAUUUGCAUCAGAAAGAAAUCCAGGGUUUCUUUUCUUUUCCGGUGGAUAAUUUGCGGGCCUCCCCAUUCCUGAUCCAGUACAUUCAAGAGGAGAUUCCAGAUUACAGGAACGCCAUCAUUGUGGCCAAAUCCCCAGCAGCAGCCAAGAGAGCUCAGUCCUAUGCAGAGCGCUUGCGUUUGGGUCUGGCUGUGAUUCAUGGGGAGGCUCAGUGUUCUGAGUCUGACAUGGCUGACGGAAGGCAUUCACCGCCAUGUGUGCGCAACACCACAGGGCACACGGGAUUAGAGCUGCCUUCAGGCAAACAACAAGCUCCGUUCCCUGGCAUAGAGCUUCCAAUGAUGAUGGCCAAGGAGAAACCUCCCAUUACUGUUGUUGGGGACGUGGGGGGAAGAAUUGCCAUCAUUGUGGACGACAUCAUAGACGAUGUAGGAGAUUUUGUAGCAGCCGCUGAGAUCCUGAAAGAGAGAGGCGCUUAUAAAAUUUACAUCAUGGCCACACACGGAUUACUCUCCGCUGAUGCCCCACGUCUUAUUGACGAAUCAGCCAUUGAUGAGGUGGUGGUGACCAACACAGUCCCCCACGAAGUACAGAAGCUCCAGUGUCCAAAAAUCAAGACCGUGGACGUCAGUAUGAUCCUGGCGGAGGCCAUCCGCCGGAUCCACAAUGGAGAGUCCAUGGCUUACUUGUUCCGUAAUAUUGCUGUGGACGAUUAAUGUAAAGCACAGAGGUGGGUCGAGUGUGAUUUUUUUUUUUUUUUUUUUUUUUUUUUUUUUUAAAGGCUUUCCUGCUCCUUCUAGUACACUACUGUGAUACAAAUUUAAAAAUUCCAUUGCAACAACUAUCUAAAUCAUUGUCCAAGUGUACAUAAUUACGUUUCCCCUUUUUUUGGCAACCGAAAAAUCUCAAAUGGUGUUUAAAAAAAAAAAAAAAAGCUUCGUGAUUUUUUUUAAUCGUGCCUGAAUAAAGAUGAAGUAUAAUUCUUAA
Messenger RNA from Syngnathoides biaculeatus (alligator pipefish), 1707 nucleotides. Its product is annotated as phosphoribosyl pyrophosphate synthase-associated protein 1. Bases 324 to 1436 code for a protein of 370 amino acids. Gene Ontology annotation, molecular function: ribose phosphate diphosphokinase activity; magnesium ion binding. Gene Ontology annotation, biological process: 5-phosphoribose 1-diphosphate biosynthetic process; purine nucleotide biosynthetic process. NCBI's taxonomy places the organism in Eukaryota, Metazoa, Chordata, Actinopteri, Syngnathiformes, Syngnathidae. The transcript has 11 exons. Gene Ontology annotation, cellular component: cytoplasm; ribose phosphate diphosphokinase complex. The record is from RefSeq and is a predicted model, not a curated record.